GGUGGAUGAUGCUGCGGCAAGCGAUCUACGGCGCGCUCAAAGCCUCGUUCUACUGGCUCGGCUUGUUCGUGAGCCGGCACCCGGUGUUCUUCCUGACGGUGCCCGCCGUCCUCACGGCGCUGCUGGGCGGCGCGGCACUGCGUGGAUUCGCGCCCGAGGCUGAUCUGGAACGGCUGCUCGCGCCAGCGCACAGCUUCGCCAAGGUCGAGCGGCGCCUCGCCUACAGCCUCUUCCCGGUGGAGCGCUCCAAACACCGCCUCUAUUCGGACCUGCACACACCGGGCCGCUACGGCCGCCUCAUUUUGCUCGCGAAACGCGGCGCCAACGUGCUCGAGCUGGCCGAGCAGGUGCUGCGCGUGCACCAGCACGCGCUGGAACUGCGCGUCGCGCAUCGCGGCUUCAACUACACGUUCGCGCACCUCUGCAUGCUCGGGGGCCAGCGCGAGCCCCGCCGGUGCGUCCUCGAUGAUAUAAUCGCGAUCUUCGAGGACAUCCGCGAGGCCGUUUUAAACAACAACACGUUCACUAAAGUGCCAGUGAGCUUCCCGAACACCACGUUAAGGGAUGGCCGAGUGGCGUUUAUCGGGCACCAGCUGGGCAGUGUUGUGCUGGCACCCCAUGGCCGUGAGAGGCAUGUCAAGUCGGCAAGAGCCGUCCAGAUCACCUACUACCUACGUCAGCUGGCUCCCACUGGACAGGAUGCUAUUGCUGAGAAAUGGGAGAAUGAGUUUGGCAAGAUGGCGCAACAUUUAGCAGCAACCAGCCCUGAUCUACAUGUGCAGGCAUUAACAUCGUUUGGUCUGUGGCGCGACUUCCACGCUACAGGUGCGCUGGCGAAAGGUGAAGUGCUGGUGGGCCUGGUGUUGGUGCUGCUAGCUGCCACCAUCUCCAGCUCUAUGCGUGACUGUCUACGUGGUAAGCCCUUCCUGGGGCUGCUUGGUGUCCUCACUGUCUGCAGUGCCAACGUCACCGCUGCAGGCAUCUUUUUCAUCUCGCACGGCAAGUUUAACUCCACACUGCUCGGUAUCCCCUUCUUUGCCAUGGGGCAUGGAACCAAAGGAGUGUUUGAGCUCCUGGCUGGUUGGAGGAGAACGCGGGAGAGUCUGCCCUUUAAAGAGCGAGUGGCAGAUGCCUUUGCUGAUGUGAUGGUAUGCUACACCAUGACAAGCUCAUUGUAUAUUAUCACUUUUGGCAUGGGCGCCAGUCCUUUCACCAACAUCGAGUCUGUGAAGGUGUUCUGUCAGAGCAUGUGUGUGGCCAUCCUGGUAAAUUACUUCUACGUCUUUUCCUUUUAUGGGUCCUGCCUGGUGUUUGCCGGCCAACUUGAGCAGAACCGCUACCACAGCGUUUUCUGCUGCAAAAUCCCCUCUGUAGAAUACCUGGACCGCCAGCCCACAUGGUUCAAGACCAUGAUGAGUGAUGGCCAUGAUCUCUCCACACACCAUGACAGUAUGCCCUACCAGAAUCACUUUAUUCAGCAGUUCCUGAGGGAGCAUUACACGGAGUGGAUUACUAACACAUAUGUCAAGCCCUUCGUGGUCAUUCUCUACCUGAUUUAUGCCUCGUUUUCAUUCAUGGGAUGUUUACAGAUCAGCGAUGGCUACAAUAUAGUGAAUUUAUUAGCCAGCAAUUCACCGAGUGUGUCAUUUGCCCUGACCCAGCAGAAAUUGUUCAGCAACUAUAGCCCAGUGAUAGGAUUCUACAUCUAUGAGCCCAUUGAGUACUGGAACUCCACAGUUCAGGAGCACCUAAAGACACUGGGGCAGGGAUUCAAUAAGAUUUCCUGGAUUGAUAAUUACUUUAAUUAUUUGAAGGUCACCAACGUCAGUGUGUCGACCAAAAGUGAUUUCAUAAAUAUUCUCAAGACUUCAUUUCUCAGAAGACCAGAGUAUCAGCACUUCACCGAAGACAUCAUUUUCUCAAAAAAUGGUGAAGAGUAUGAUAUCGUCGCAUCCAGGAUGUACUUGGUAGCCAGGACCACAGAGAAAACGAGGGAGGAGGUGGUGGAGCUGCUCGAGAGACUUCGACCGCUCUCUCUUAUAAACAGCAUCAAGUUCAUAGUCUUCAACCCCACCUUUGUGUUUAUGGAUCGCUACAGUUCGUCGGUCGUCUCCCCCAUUUUAACAUCAGGUUUCAGUGUCCUGACCAUCCUCAUCCUCACUUUCUUCCUCGUCAUUAACCCCUUAGGGAACUUCUGGUUGAUUUUGACCGUCACCUCUGUGGAGCUGGGUGUCCUAGGCCUCAUGACACUCUGGAAUGUAGAUAUGGACAGUAUCUCUAUCCUGUGCCUUAUUUAUACUCUCAACUUUGCCAUGGAUCACUGUGCCCCUCACCUCUACACAUUUGUACUGGCCACAGAGCACACCAGGACCCAAUGCAUCAAGAUUUCGCUCGAAGAGCAUGGGGCAGCCAUUUUACAGAAUGCCUCAUGCUUUGUGAUUGGGAUAAUGCCCCUGCUCUUUGUGCCUUCCAACCUGACCUACACACUGUUCAAGUGCUCGCUACUCACCACCGGAUGUACAGUGCUGCACUGCUUCGUCAUCCUCCCGGUGUUUUUGACUUUUUUCCCUCCCUCCAAGAAACGGCACAAGAAAAAGAAACGGGCAAAGAGGAAAGAGCGGGAGAGGGAGCGGGAGAGGGAAGAGAUCGAGUGCAUCGAAGUCAGAGAUAACCCCGACCAUGUGACCAGUGUCUGAGAUGUCUGUGUGAGUGUAAUAGGGAAUGUCCCGUCCAGUAGGACGAAAACACAUGUAGCAUUUCACAGGUCAUGAGGGUCUAAGUGGAUCCACCUUUUCAAGUGGGAAGACCCUCAACAAUUCCACUAAUGGGCAAGGUUGCUUUCUAGAGCAGAAAGUCUUCUUACGUUCUUACCAUUAAUCCAGACUAGUAUAUAGCAUCUGCCUGCUUCUGUUUACAGGUCACCUCUUAUUUAAGUAAGCUAGAAAUCGGACGUCUGGGAGGUACAGCCUGCAGAUCAUGUUUAAAUUAUAGCACGAACUGCUAAAGACACUGGGAGCUAUUUCUCAAGGAUUGACAGAAGACAGAGAAAGUAAAUACUAACACUAUUCUUAAUACCGAGUCUUAAAUUGUCCAAAAUUGUAGCCUAUGUUUUAAAUGUGGCCAGAAAUCGAUGUUUAUUAAUGAAAGGCUGAAAAAUAAUAUAUUUAAGAUGAUUGAAAAUCCUGUGUGCUGAAUAUGUAUUUUUAUUAGACAAAAUGUAUAGACUUGGAAUUCAGUAAUUGUUGUAUUGGUUAUCAGAUAUGUGCAAAAUCUAAUGAGCAAGCUUUCCUAAAUGUAGCAUGACGUUGAGCAGAGCAGAUGGUAUACACUGUCCAGUCUACACAAAUGAACAGGAAGGUACGAUUUCAAUGACGUUACACUGGAACGAGGUGUCCUUUGUAAUCAGUCGAUGCUUUUUUCUUCCUUUUGCAGCAUAUUGAAGGUGUAAUACAAGGAACAACAAGCAUGUGUUGAGAAUGAACCAAACAUUUUGAGUACUUAUAUGUGUCCAAAACAAUAGCUGAAUUGAAGUGGAUUAAAAAAAAAAAAAGACACUAGAGUAGACGUCGUAGUGACAUCGAACGAACAUUUCCAAAUUAAUACCCAUUACUGUCAUCACCAGACCUUUGUAUUAACUGUAUAUUCACCCACAUUUACAUGUAUUCUGUUGGCAGUUGCUUUUGUUCCAAAAAAAAUAAAAUAUAUCUAUAGCUUGACUCACUAGUACGGCAAGUAUACGAUCUAUCCUGAGGAGCUGACGACAAGGCGAGUGUUAGAAAAUUAGAUUAUCCACCAGCUGAAAAAAAAGCAAGUGCAAAAUAGCUGUAGGAAGAACAGAGGCUGCAGAAACGAAUCGCAGUAAUUAGGAAUAAUUUCUAGAACAUAGCGAAUAUUAGCUACAGUCUUAUCAACUAAAAUAAAAAAAAACCUUAAAUCAUUAACAGUAACAAUAGUGUAGUAAGAGAUAAUUACCACAGGUGAUAUCACAACGGUAACAAAAGGUACAAUGCACACCCUGCCAUUACAGAUAUAUAAUGUUGUUAGGCUUCAUUUAAUUAUUUAUUUAUUUUUAUAUUGCCUUAUAUAUUAUAUAUUAUAUAUAUUAUGGUCCUUUGAUUUUUAAGUACAUGUUUUAAAGGAACAUUCAGGAUUCAGAUUUAACUUAUGAGCGACUAUAACUUAUUGCAGGUAGUUUAAUAUUAGUCAUCUAUUAAUUCAACCUCGAGUUUAGAAUAGCAUAAAAUGAUAUAUUUGAAGUUGAUUGAGUAUUUUAAGAGCUAGUAGUUCAUUUAUCCUUGUUUGUGAAAUCCAUGGGUAAAAAAACGUCGUCUAUGGCAUUACGCUGGGCAAAAUAAAAGGCUAGCUAUCGACUACAAAAUGCUAUUAAAUAUCGGUGAAUCUUCUCCUGUUAAACAUUGGGUUUUCUAUGUCGAUUGUCAACAAUUUGAUUUUUAUUUGACAAAACUAGCAUGUAUGAUUAUUGCCAGAGAUUGUUGCCAGUUUUAGAUUCAUUUGCCAUUACUGCUCCAGUCCAGGGUGUAAUAGUGAAGAUAUCGCGUAAUUAUUCCAAAGACGGAGAACCGAAAGAAAUCCACAUUAUUCAGUGUUUCAUACAUUAUAGUCUCAGGAUUGUAAAUCUGGAAGAAUUAAUUCUCCUUUUAGGGCAUCAUGUAAUUCAGCAUCGUCUUAUUAAUUCAUUAGAAUUCCUGAUUUCUGGGAGUACAGGCGAGACAGGCCGACGUGCACCAAAAAGUGAGCAUGAAUACAUAGCGCUUACAGAACAUUACAUCGAAUCCAACACUAAACCCAUAUUGAAGCAGUGAUGGCUUAUUGAAGAGGAUUUAUAUUGUCUCUCAGAAGGUCAGGCAGUGAACACCUUGUGUAAAAGUCCACCAUGUUCAUCUAACCAGCUGCUGAAAGCAAAUGAAGAUCUUGAUGUGUAAUCGAUGAUGGCAUCACUAUGUAAUUCUUAUGUAGGAAGAGAGAGGGCAUGCCAGUGAAGUAGGCUAUAUAAAGAAAAAGAAAUGCAUUAAAUCAUAUUCUUCCCAACUCAAGAAUGACUGUCUACGCAUGUGACGUAUGUAUGCAUGUAUUUACUUAGUGUGCAUUUUUUUUGUUUUUACAUUUUGAGAAAUGUUGCAACAGUAUGCUUUUUUUUAUCAAUAUCAUCUUGUUAGUAACUCGUUAUCUGUGUUGUACU
Molecule: messenger RNA, 5200 nt
Organism: Tachysurus fulvidraco (yellow catfish)
Lineage: Eukaryota; Metazoa; Chordata; Actinopteri; Siluriformes; Bagridae
Gene: ptchd4
Product: patched domain containing 4
Exons: 3
Coding region: 6-2696 (896 amino acids)
Cellular component (GO): membrane
Source: RefSeq, a predicted model, not a curated record